This is a messenger RNA of Triticum dicoccoides, 3087 nucleotides long. Its product is annotated as putative disease resistance protein RGA4. Bases 1 to 3087 code for a protein of 1028 amino acids. The record is from RefSeq and is a predicted model, not a curated record. Gene Ontology annotation, molecular function: ADP binding. The transcript is spliced from 4 exons. Lineage: Eukaryota; Viridiplantae; Streptophyta; Magnoliopsida; Poales; Poaceae.
AUGAGCUUAUCUACCUUUGGGAUCAUUAGUGCCAUCAAUGAAUGUGUCAAUUUGUUCCAGUCAGCAAAAUCUGCCAUUUCAUCUCUGCGCUCCCGAUGGAGUAGCUCACAUGAGCAAAGUCUCCAGGAUCAUGUAUUGCAAUUACAAAGUGACCUACAACGUCUCUGUAACUCUCUUCCUGCAAUGUACGACCUCAUUAAUGGUGCAGAGUGGAGAAGUUAUGAAGAGCGUGUAGCCAAGCUCCUUCCGAGUCUCAAGGAUGCUGUGUCUGAGGCUGAGGACCUUAUUGAUGAGUUCAGAUGGUACGAGAUGAAGGUGCAAGUGGAGGGCAAUGCAAGCCAAUCUCCUUUCAUUGACUUCCUUGAUAGUGUCACUCAUGGCAACUUCAACAAACUGAAUGAUAUCCAAUUAAGUUUGAAUCACCUUUCGGGUCAGAUGGAGAAUAUGGGGCUUCGUGGAGUUACACAACGCUUUGACAAAGUAGUCAGGCCAGAGACCACCUCUUUAUUGUCUAAGGAAACGAAGAUAUAUGGUCGUGAUAAGGAGCUGAAGGAGGUUUUGGGAUUUCUUAAUGUACCUAUAUGUCCAAAACGAAAGAGAGCAACAAGUCCGAUGAAUGCAUCAACAAGCACAUCAUCAAGCAACCAUGUUAAUAGUGAAUUGACAAUAUUGAGUCUUCCUGUUUUGGUGAUAACUGGAAUUGGUGGUGUUGGAAAGACAACUUUGGCCCAACAUAUCUGUAGCCAUCAACAAGUGAAGUCUCACUUUGAAUUGAUUAUUUGGAUUUGUGUCUCAGAUAACUUUGAUGUGAAGAGGUUAACUAAAGAGGUCAUACAAUCAUGGUCCGUAAAUGAGGCAAAGAAUGAUAAUUUGGAUUCUCUUCAGCGCGCUCUUUCUAACCACUUGAAUAAUAAGAGGUUACUGAUAGUCCUUGAUGACAUGUGGGAUGAUGCCUUGAAGGUUAAUGGGCAGUGGGAGUUGUUUUGUGCACCUUUUACAAGUGUCCAGGAGGGAAGUGCAAUGUUGGUCACUACUAGAUGUCCAAAUGUCGCUGGGGGGGUGCAGACAAUGGAGCCCAUCAUAUUAGAAGGUCUAAAGGACGAUGCCUUCUGGAAUUUCUUCAAAUCAUGUGCUUUUGGAUCUAUGGGUUGUAACAAUGACCCUGAGUUAGAGCGUAUCGGUAGAAGAAUACUUCCUAAAUUGAAGGGUUCUCCUUUGGGCGCCAAAACACUAGGACGCAUGUUAAGCAUGGACCUGCAAGAAUCACAUUGGAACUUUAUACUUGAGAGUGAAUUGUGGGAGUUGAAACAAAAGGAGACUGACAUUUUGCCUGCCCUUCGGUUGAGCUACAUUUAUUUACCAUUAUAUUUGAAGCAAUGCUUCGCAUUUUGUGUUGUGUACCCCAAAGAUUACAACUUUCAGAAGGAAUACUUAGCUGAAAUUUGGGUAGCAGAAGGCUUUGUGGAACCUCAUGGUGGUAUUCCAAUUCAAGAUAUUGGUUGUCAGUAUUUUGAUGACCUUGUAGCACGGUCCUUCUUUCAAAAAUUGAGUUACCGGAUAGUAUUGGCAACUGGAAGCAUCUUCGGUACCUUGAAAUCUCUGAAGAUUGUUUUAUAUGCCAAGAGAUGCAAACUAGAAAGCUUGCCCUGUGACUUUGACAGAUUAUCAUAUUCUGCUGGGGGACGCACCCAUUUGAAUUCAGAAGAUGGGCAGAGACAUGGAUUUGGGUUACUGAAGAAUCUGAACCAAUUCCGAGGACACUUGGUGAUAUAUAAUAUUGGCAUUAUAAGUAAGCAUCACGCAGUUGAAGUUGAACUGAAGAAUAAGAAAUAUCUUGACAAGUUGAAGCUGAAUAUGUGGGAUAUGCAUGAUACACAUGAUGCUUUAGGCUUCCAUAAUUUUAAUGUCCGCGACACUGAGAUAAAAGAGGUGCUUGAAGUUUUGCAGCCUCCUAUCACACUCAAGUAUCUGUCACUCGAGAAUUAUGCCGGUAUAUCGCUACCAAGCUGGUUUCAACCACAAAACUUGCCAAACUUAAAAUCACUUAAUUUUGCAGCCUGUGUUGGAAUCGAGAGCAUAUUAUCUCCCAUGAUCUCACAGAGUGUUAACUUACAUGAGAUACCUGUGGUUGCUAUUUUCAUGUCUUUGACUGACAUAACCUUUGAUGGGUGCGAAAGUAUAUUAAGCCUUAAUCAUUUUCUGCUUCCAGAUUAUGUACCAGCCAUCAAGACAAUAACAAUUGAACGUUGCAAGAUGUUAGCAUCAAUACCAACUGAAGUGUUUGGGGGUUUUCACUUCCUUGAAGAAUUGUGGAUAGCUAGUUGUCCAAACAUGCGCCUCCAAAGAUUGGUUUCGCCGUCCCUCAAAAAGCUCACUUUGUGGAAUUCUAGUCUCUUUUGCAAUAUUGACUGCUGCUCCCUCACCUACUUCUAUUUAGAAUGUGAAUUUGUCACGUCCAUCCAACUACAAAUGUGGAUUCUUCCAGCUCUACAGAUGUUGCAUAUUGAGUGCAAAUCUCUUGCUUCUAUUGGAGGUUCCCCAAAUCUUUCCAUUUCUGCAAGCACUGGCAGCAUUAGAGCAUUCUCGUCCCUUAUUGUCCUAUCAAUUCGUAAAUGCCAGAAGUUGUCGACCCUUGAUGACUUCCUAACACAAAAAUAUCUACCUGCUAUUGUGAAAAUUGAACUAUUGUAUUGUAUGGAGUUACUGUCCUUGCCCGGUGAAAGUUUUGGUAGUUUUACUUAUUUGAAACAUCUGAUCGUUAAUGAGUGCCCAAGUCUCAAUUGGCAAAGCGGAUUGUUGUUUCCAUCAUCCCUCCAGAGGCUCGCCUUUACGAGAAGUGGGGAUAUAUCUUCGUAUGUUCCUGACUGCCUACAGAACCUCACGUCCCUCGUCUCAUUGAAGAUUGGUGGCCUGAGUAUAAGAUCCAUUCCUGGCAACAUUUGGCACAACAAUCUUGCAACGGUUAAGGAAUUGAUGAUUGAGGAUUGUCCAUACCUAGUUUCACUUGGUGGAGCUAAGGCAACUGCAAAAAUAAAGGUGACGAUAUACAAUUGUCCAAAAUUGAGAAGAGUACAUAAUAUAUGCUGA